CGCUCGCUCUGGUCAUUUCAGCGAAGGCAGACUCCGUUUAUAUCGCUGGAAGCACAGUGCCAGGCAGACACACCACACAGAGAACGAGUGAGGAAAAGAAAAAGAGCGAGUGAGACUGAAAGCAACCGCCGAGUUUGCAUUGAUAGCCAAAUUAUUUCCACAUCUUAUUCUCUGUCGAGGUUUAAUUGAGGAUUGUUUCGGGACAUUGCAGCCUAUUUUGCAGCCUAAACGUUUGCAGUGAGGUUUCAUUCAAUAUGAUCUGAAAAUACCACCAUCGUGAGAACGUUAUAUAUGUCAACAUUUGAAUCGACGUGAUCUUCAACGCAAAGGUUGGCCUUACAUGCGGAGUCAUCUCUGGCGUGAAAUGGGAUAUUUAGGCAUUUUCUGACAACGUCUGUCAAAAACACUUGGAAACUUUUGUCUAUUCAGACUUUCUCACACACUUGGUCGGGAGUGAAUUCGCUUUGCUUUUUUUUUUGCUGUCAGCUCUUCCAGAAAUGGUGGGGCACUUACAUUUACAAGCUAUGGAUGAUAGUCUAAAAGGCAAGAAUCGAGAAGGGCUGCUCGACAGUCCGGAUUCAGGACUACCCCCAAGCCCGAGCCCGCCCUUCUACUCGCUUUCCCCCGGGCUUCUCGAGUCACGGUCGGGGAGCUGUACGACGCCCGUGGAGCAACACCAUGGGUUCUAUAGAAAAGAGAGCCGAGAGGGAAAAUUGCUUCCCUACCUGCUGCUGAACUCGCAGGGCACAGAGCUCAAGACGCGCAUGCAGCCUGUGGUCUACGGAGAGAGCAUCGAGGUCAACCCCAAACCUGAGCAGGAAGUGAAGUUCCAUUCUUCCGUGAGGUAUGCGUCGGACCGCCACUACCGUGAGCAACUUUACUGUGCGCCUGUUCCCGUGCCCACCAACUUUCGCGAGACGGUGGUGGUGGCGUCUCCCGACUGCACCUGGCGCCACUACAAGGCCGAGGUUUACCUGCAGCCGCGCCACCGGCCACUGCGCUUCCAGAGCACGGCCAUCGUCUACCCUAAGCACGCCCGCAGCACCUACCGCACCACGCUCAGCCACCAGCCCUCGGGCUCGGGGGCCGGCCGCCGCUGGUUCUCCUCCACCGUGCGCCUGGAGUCCAGUGAGGACCUCAGCCCCUGCAUCAUCUACACAGAGGACCUCUGAGGAGACUGUGGAGUGGAGCGGAGAGGAGUCGGCGCAGCAGGAGCGAUGGAACGACGCGGAAGAGGGCUAACAAACCAAUAAACACCAAGCCAGGAAUCACCAGUGGCAGUCGCACCCACCUUAUGAACUCUUGAUGAGCCUCGUGUGAAGGGAGGCCAGAGGAUUGGGGUGGGGGGCGCUGGGGGACUAAACUUAACUCUUCUUGUGAAGAUAAGGGAUCUAAAUGGACAGAAAGGGUGUGUGCGAUGGGGCAAAUAAGAGGGACAGGCGGACCGGCACCAGAAGGGAGACGUCUGAGACAGAACACUUUAUUUGUCUGCCUGGGUGUUGUGUCUGCCUGGUAGUACAUAGAUUAGCGGAGAGGUUACAGUGUUGCUAAUCUUUUUUUUUCAAUAGGUUUUUCCCGCGUAUUUACUUUGUCUUAUAUAACUGCCUUAAAAAUCCCUCACAGUGCUGAAGUACUCCCUAGGGCACCAUGUCAAAUACAUCCUCAGCCAACAUAGCUGUGGCUGGAAUCCUGCAGACAGAUGUUAUAAGAAGAAUAGUACAUUCUGAAAUGCAUCCUACGUUAUUUUGCGUACUCCCAUAACUUAAUACUCUCUUGGAAAGCCAAUUAUGUUAGCCACAGCUGUCUAACAGCCUGAUUGCACUCAUUGGUGUAUAUAUGUAUAGUUUUGUUCCCUUUUGCUUGCUGGCUUUGCUGGUGUCCAAGCAGGAUGCCAGGCCUGUCGUGAGCACUUGAAAGGUUGGACCAAAGAUUUGACAGUAAGACAGACUGUCAAGCUCUGGGAAGUUUUGGUAUCCACAAGAACAAGACAUUUUAUGUAGGCCCUCAGUGUUGUGGCUCUGUCAUGGUGCUACUGCAGGUCUUCUGCUGGGAAUGCAGGUGUUUGGUCCAGUUCCAACUCACACAUCUUAUCAGUAAGAUUCUUUACAUACGAUUAGGACAGGGUCAGAUUUCAAAACAACAGCAUCCCCAUUUGAAUAAUAAUCUCUCUUAGGGCGUACUCACACUAUGCCAUCCGUACCGUGCCCGAGUAUGUUUGAUCCCCAAAGUCCGGUUUGUUUGACCAGUGUGAUCGCUCCGUACCGUACCCGGGCACGGUAUGCUUAUCCGUGCCUGGUAGAGAUGCACGGUUCGCGGUUGCAGCCACGGACUCCGCGGUUAAACCACGAAUCGGGCGGAUGACGUGAAGAAAUAUAAUAUUUUAAUUAAAUUCGGGCGGGUGGCGGUUGAACCAAUCAAACGCAUCACCCAUAUACAUUAAAACAACCAGGAGGGUGCGGUUUUGAAAAUUGGUCAAAAAACGUUGGUGCGGAUGGAUGGCGGAUGGAUGAUAAGUUUUGCUAUGCGGUUACGGUUGAAAUAAUAGCCCAUCCGCGCAUCUCUAGUGCCCGGGUCCACUUGAGGAGGUGGACUCGGGCACGGUACGGUUGAUAUGCAAAGAUUCUAGAGCACAGCAACUCAACCGUGCCUGGGUACAGUUUGAUAUUAUGCAGUGUAAGUGCGGACCAAGAACGGGAGAGAACCGUACUCUGGCACGGUACAAGUGAAUUGUGCCUGGUGUGAGUACACCCUUAAUAUGCAGUUUGACAAUUUUCUUGGAAAAUUUAAAAUGAGCAUGUAAUGGAAGAAUGUGUGAAAGACAAAAAGAGUUUGAUGUAUAUAGAACAUGCUGUAACCUCAAUUUGUUCCUUUUGACUGAGUUGUGAUAUAGUCCUGCAUUUGGAUUUAUUAAUUUAGUAGUUUUUCAUUUUCUGGGUAAUGAUGACCAUUAUAGAAGCUCCUCCUAUCUCUUCACUUCAUAUGUCAGUCCUUUAAUUCCCCUGAUGCAGAAAGUGUAUUAUAAUAUGCCUAAAAUAAGAGUUUCCUUUCAUUUACAUAUGAGUUUUUCCCCUUUCUAAUGGAGGAUUAAGUACCUGUUGUACAUUUGUGUUGGGAACCUGAUCCUCAAGACUUUUAGCUCCUUUUUUGUUGUUGUUGUCAGUCUUGUGUUGUUGAAUGGUAAAUGCUCAAUUUGGUAAAUAUUGAACUAUGCAAUUCAGAUUUCUUACCUCAUUUAUGAAAAUCUUUCUUAUCUAAGUGUAAAGGUUUGUUUUUCCAUUUCUUGGUGAAAAUGCAAUGGUUCUUGCUUAGGAAAAUACAGAGCAAGGUUUAGCUGAAAUACAAAAGGGAAGAGAAUGGAAAAUGAAGAGAUUGGACAGAGCUUUAAGAGCUGAAAGGAAAGUAAUAAGAUGGGAUAUUAUUGGUGGAAAGAGUAAGAUGGGAUAUUAUUGGUGGAAAGAGUUUUUAGCUUGUGGCGGCUAGCUUUACCAGGCCACUUGUGAGCUAGCUGUAUUAGAUCUCUGGAUAUAGCACGGCUAAAGAAGGCCAUCUGGGGGAAGCAUUUAAAGGAGGCACUCCAUUCCAUUGCAGCAUUGUUGGGAUGUUGCUGUAGAUUGACUGAUAGAUGAUACCAAUGAAAAAAAAGCUAUUGAGACUCGGCUUCAGACAGCAGCUGAGUUGGGAAAGGACUUGGUCCUGACUUGGCAUGGAUCAGGUAGAUCCAUUUCAGGUUCCGAGGAGUGCGUGGUAGUCUGAUCAAGGGUCUGAUCCAUCAGAUUUAAUUCAUUACCCCUUACUAUAGAUGCACAUAGGUUUUGUGUUAAAGCUGUGUUGAAAUGCAUGUUGAGAAGAGCAUGGCACACUGGGGGCUCCAUUUGGGGGUGGAAAACAGUCUCUUACCCAUCUGUAAGUGUGAGAUGAAAACCUGGAAGUGUGUGAAUUUUGUAGAAUAAACUCACUGUCUGGUGGUAACAGGAAGCAGAGUUGAUCAUUAACAAAAAUGUCUACUGGCCCACAAAGAAAUAGGGCCAUUGUGGUCGUGCAGAUGAGGGCAAAUCAAGGUUUCAGCUGACGCAAGUCCGGUAGCCGAAUUCUGUGAAGGCCUUGUUCAAGACCAGUGAUAAUGGAAAAUUGUGAAGGUUUUAGGAAAGUGACGAGGGUCUGUGUGAAGUCUGUCAGAUGAUGUGGUGGAUGUGAAAAAAGACUAGAGAUUAUUUUAAUUUAGGGAAUUUCAUGAAAGAGUACUCCAACAGUUACUGUUCCUGUCUCUUAAUGUUUUGAGGAUUUGUUUGUAAAAUACUUUUGUUGUUGUAUAUGUGGAAAUGCGGCACUUCAUAAUUCUCUUUAUAUUUUUGUAUAAUUUCCCAUGUUGGUGGUCUCCUUUUUUUUUUUGGAAAGCAGAUGAGUAAAUAAUUUAAAGAGGAAAAAUGUAUAUCUUAAAUAA
This is a messenger RNA of Alosa sapidissima (American shad), 4441 nucleotides long. RefSeq names its product refilin A (gene rflna). Lineage: Eukaryota; Metazoa; Chordata; Actinopteri; Clupeiformes; Clupeidae. The transcript has 4 exons. Gene Ontology annotation, molecular function: filamin binding. Gene Ontology annotation, cellular component: actin filament bundle. The coding region runs from base 498 to 1172 and encodes 224 amino acids. Gene Ontology annotation, biological process: skeletal system morphogenesis; negative regulation of chondrocyte development; actin filament bundle organization. The record is from RefSeq and is a predicted model, not a curated record.